AUGGGUCACCUGUUUUGCAGGUGCGCCUGCGGGCCCGGCAUCCCUGGGGAGUUCGAGAUCCGAAGGGAGGGCGAGGCAUCGCAGGCGUUCCCAUCCUCGCCCUCGCGGCCGUCACGACGGGCCGGCAAGGAGGUACUAUCGCCCAGGCGCCAGGAUCGCGUGAAGACUCGCAGCGACCGCAUCUUCCUUGCCGGCGCUUUGCGCGGCAGCAGCCUGCUGCAGCAGCUCGGCAAUGACCAGAUUGAGCAGCUUGUGGAGUGUCUUGAGUUCUAUGAGUUCCAGAUGGGCGACACCAUCCAAAGCGAAGGAUCUCACGGAGCGUACUUCUACAUCGCCCACACGCCCGGCCUGGAUGUGGUACUCCAUGGGGUGAGUGUCAGCAGCCUGGCUGCAGGGCAGACCUUUGGAGAGAUGGCUCUGCUGCAGAAGUGCCCCCACAGCUGCUCGGUGGUGGCCUCCCGCUGCGCCGGCGUCUGGGCCGCCGAGAGCCGCCUCGUUCGGGAGGCGAUCUUGUCGGCCGUGACGAGACAGGUGGAAGAUGUCAGGUCUUUCCUGGACUCCGUACCCAUCCUGCAAGGCCUGUCCGCGCGCGAGCUUGAUUGCGUGGCGGAUAUGUCGGUGGUGAAGACCUUCGAGGUGGGGGAGGCGCCGGCGGGCGGCGCAGGGAGUUCCGAGCUGAACCACGGCUUCCUGGUGAAGAGCGGGCGCCUGGAGGUGCAGUACUUCGGCGAGGAGGAGCUCGCGAGGGUCGGGGACUGCAUUGGUCAGCGGGCGCUGCUGUAUGGUGACACUUCAUCGGUCCACUCCCCGGAGUACGCUGAUCUUGGGGAAAUUGCUGGACCUCUGAAGGUGAGCGUUCGAGUGGUGCAGCGCUGCGAGCUCGUGAUCGUGAAUGCGCGGAAGCUGCGGCAGCUGGUGGGCAAGAACGAAGCGGCCAUCAAACUCCAACAAGGGCGUUUGAUGUCGAGCUUGCUGGCCUCGCCAGCGCUUGCUGGCUCGGAGCUGGUGCCGGAGAUCUCCAAGUCCCUGGAGCUCUGCGAGUACCUGCCAGGUGCGAGGAUCCCGGCCUCCAUUGGGCUCUUUGUGGUUUUGGACGGCACGGUGCAGUUGGGCCAACGCCCCGCCCUGCGGGUGCUGCGCCCCGGCCACGCGGAGCUGCCGCCGGCCGCGCGGUCAGGAACCCCGGACCGGGCGCUGCUCGGAGCUGCGCACGAGGCUCCCUUGGUGGCUGGACAUUCCGGAUGUCGGCUGGCGGUCUUGCCGCACCAACUCAGGACGGACGACUCGGCGGGGAUGAAAGCCCGGGUCAUUGCCGUGCUGUCCCGGGUCUCCAUCUUCCGCCAGGUCCAUGAGGCGACCCUGGAAGUGCUCUUCCACUGCGUCAAGACGCAGAUCUACCGAAAGGGCGAAGAGAUCGUGAAGCAAGGUGACAAGGGAUCCCACUUCUACGUCAUCGCGGCGGGGCAGGUGGAGAUGAUAAAAGAUGGCCAUCCGGUGAGGAGGAUGAUUCAAGGAGGCUGCUUCGGCGAAAGAGCCGUGCUGUUUCUGGAGCCCUGGUCUACAUCUUUCAAGAUGGUGGCGUCCGAGGGAGAAGUCUGGUUCUGGGAUCGGUCAAGCCUGCUGCAGGCCCUGGCGAAGGAGAGCCGCGCCGCGGAGCAGCUGAGGCACCGCGCGCUGCUGCAGGAUCCCGGGGUGCAGCUGCGUGACUUGCGGCGCUUGGGGCAAGUGGGCAGCGGCACCUCGGGCACUGUCUGGCUGGUGCGGCACAACGAGACAGGGGCCCAAUAUGCUCUCAAGCGCGUGGAAAAGAUCAACGGCAAGGCACCCCAAGAGGUGCAGCGGGAGAUCGAAAUCCUGUCCGAGAACGACCAUCCUUUCCUCAUGCACAUGGUGAAAUCCUUGGAGACGCAGCGCAACAUCUAUGUCCUGGCGGAGUAUGUGGGCGGCGGUGAGCUCUACGCAGCCAUGCGCUCCAUCAACACGGUGUUCAGCCGCGAGCAGGCCAUGUUCUACGUGGGCUCCUUGCUGCUGAUGCUGGAAGCCAUGCACGAGCGCAACGUGGUCUACCGGGAUUUGAAGCCUGAGAACGUCUUGCUGGACGCCGAGGGCUACCUGAAGUUGGUGGACUUUGGGACCGCCAAGAAGUUGGAUGCCAAGUGCGGCCGGACUUUCACCUUGGUGGGCACCACCCACUACAUGGCCCCCGAGAUCAUGCGCGGCAAGGGCUACGGCCUGGAAGUGGACGUGUGGGCUUUGGGCAUCGUGCUUUACGAGCUACUCUGUGGGCAGCUACCUUUCGGCGAGAACGCUGACAAUGACAGGGAGGUCUGCCGAGCAGUGUUGGCUGGGAAUCCUAAGAUUCCAGAGCAGCUUGAGCCUUGCUCAAAGGCUCUCGUUGCAAAUCUGCUGGAGCCGCGGCCGCGGCGGCGGCUGGGCUGCGGCGCCAACGGCUUGCAUGACAUCAAGGAGAGCGGCUUCUUCCUCGAUUCCAAACGGAAUGGCGAUGAGGUGAGAGCCCGAGAGGAUGAGGACUACUUCACGCGCUUGCUCAGCCGCAAGCUUGAGGCGCCCAUCCGACCCCCCGUCAAGGACACUCCGGAGAAGCCUGGUGAGACUCUCACCGACUACGAGGAGGAGAUUUUGCCGAAGGAGCAGCGAAGCGAGCGCCGAGCUCGGAGCCGAGCCCUGGAGAUUCGGAUCGAGCUCUGCGCGCCGAACAAACUGGCGCUCGCUCGCGGCCGAAAGAGCCGAGUGCUGUCAAGGGGCCAAGGUUGCACAGAUCGUGGCGUCGCCCGGUUGGCCAGCAGUGAUGAAGUUUUGGAGCGCAACUUCUUAGCGCGGUGCAAGGAGCAGCGGCAGCGAUUGGAGGCGUCCUUUUGUGCCGAAUGCCUCAUGGCCUGCAAAUGGUAUGCAGGCCUUUCCCGAGUCUCCGAUCCUUUCUGAAGGCCCACGCACGCAGAGUGGCAGGGCAACGAAAAAUGGGGUCCCGCGAUCUUUGAGCUGGACGAUGACGUGUUCGCCUGCUGAAGCAGGCAAGAGGUCCAGGUGAGCUGCCUGGCCAAAAACCCGGCGGGCCG
Effrenium voratum is the source of this 3077-nucleotide messenger RNA. NCBI's taxonomy places the organism in Eukaryota, Dinophyceae, Suessiales, Symbiodiniaceae. The record is from the annotation of a GenBank genome assembly.